Messenger RNA from Metopolophium dirhodum (rose-grain aphid), 700 nucleotides. RefSeq lists its product as uncharacterized. NCBI's taxonomy places the organism in Eukaryota, Metazoa, Arthropoda, Insecta, Hemiptera, Aphididae. The transcript has 4 exons. Bases 198 to 662 code for a protein of 154 amino acids. The record is from RefSeq and is a predicted model, not a curated record.
UCCGUAACAGUUGUCGUUGCACAAGUCUAAUGCUUGUAACCACAAAACAUACACUAAAUAAAAUAAAUAUAUAAAUAUAAGUAUCUCCUCGAUGAUAGAAGACUUUUUAUUUAUUUUAUGGCUCACAGUUGUAACUAGUUUUGUUAUCUGUUUCUUCCUUUAUUUAAUUUGUUUCGGUACUGAGUAGGUAGUUGAGUAUGAUGAAUUCAAGAGCCCAUAAGGAAUUCGAAUGGAACGAUAAAGUCAAUUUCUUAAACAUCAUCUCUGCGCUGUUCAACAAUUGGCCAGAAAUGAAAUUGGUUAUUGAUCGUACCUCACGAGAUUCACGCGAAAAUGUGUAUAAAGAUAUAAAGAAAUUCAUACAGAAUGUAUUCGAUUGUAUUUUGAUAUAUGGGACGAGUUGUAGUGGUUUAAUUACUAGUAAUAUUAAAAAAGGAAUGCUCGAUGACUUUCAUAUGGUAAUUGAAGAUUUUGCUGCCAAAGAGAUGAGUACUCGUAUUUGUAAUAUGUACGAUAAAUGGAUCAAACAGGAUAAUUUGACCGAAAACCGCAAGCAAAUUAUAGAAGAAAUCAAGAAUUUACCAAUACCAGAUCCUAUUGUGGAAUUUGAGGAUCUACCAAGAUGCAAAUUAAUUUUUGAAACCGAUGAGAUUAUGUGUUAAAAGUAAAUUUUACAUAAAUAAAAGCUUACAAUUAAUUA